UGGUAAUUAGCUUUUAUUACCCAUAUUCUAGAAACAGAUUAUAGCAAUAAAAUAUAUGAAUUAAUCAUAAUUUAGUAUACUUAAUUACUAUAGUUGUAUUUUCAGUUUAUAAUCAGUUAAAAUGGAUAUAAAACCAGACUGUUCAACGGAAGAAAAAUGUGAAAAACAACCUGAAUUGGAUGCAAUAGAUUUAACAGAGAGAUUAUAUAGUUAUGGAAAAAGAAAUUACACUCAGCCCAAAACAAAACCAAAGUAUAUUCCAAAAGAAAGACUUCAAAAACCUAAGAAACAGCAAGAAACUAGAGAGCCAAUUUUUGGAUUAACAUAUGUAAAAGAAACAAUUACUGAAGAUAAAAAAGAAGUUAAAGAAGAAAAAAUAAAAUCAUUAAAAGUAAAUGACUUUUUAGAUAUAUGUUUUAUGUUGUUAAUAUUUGUUACAUUUAUUAUAUAGUUGAGUCCACUUAACACUAAAUGCAAACUG
Messenger RNA from Centruroides sculpturatus (bark scorpion), 481 nucleotides. RefSeq lists its product as uncharacterized. The transcript has 2 exons. Lineage: Eukaryota; Metazoa; Arthropoda; Arachnida; Scorpiones; Buthidae. The record is from RefSeq and is a predicted model, not a curated record. Bases 122 to 451 code for a protein of 109 amino acids.